Messenger RNA from Bradysia coprophila, 2280 nucleotides. RefSeq names its product salivary peroxidase/catechol oxidase-like. The record is from RefSeq and is a predicted model, not a curated record. Gene Ontology annotation, biological process: response to oxidative stress. NCBI's taxonomy places the organism in Eukaryota, Metazoa, Arthropoda, Insecta, Diptera, Sciaridae. Gene Ontology annotation, molecular function: peroxidase activity; heme binding.
CAUUUCGACAACGCGACAGUUUACACUGUCGAACGAAGCAAAAUGUCGUUUGUAACUCUGCUAAUCAAGAUUUUGGUUCCGCUGACAUAUAUAAAUCAUGUUAGAGGAACUUGUCCAUACGCCCAGCUGAGCUAUGGAGACUGGUCACGAGAUGAUGACCCACUAAACAUAUCCGAUGAAUACAUGUGUUCCACAUCUUACAACACUUAUCAAACGGAUUGCCAUCAGUUUGUGUCACAACCGCCACCCAUAUUGGAUGCUGUUAUGGAUCACGCGUUAAAUUCGUCCAUCGAUCUAACUGACCAUUACAUUUCACUUGAUACUGCAACAGUGGGAGAUACGUCUGCAGCGAAACUGUUUACUGACAUGGACCGUAACAAUUUCUACUUUGAGUCGGUAACCCGAUAUAUUCAGGAGACUACGUGUGCAUCCAAGAAAACUGUCACAAGAUAUUUCCCAACGGUGCAAGUUGAAAUGUUUGAGAGUUAUAUGAACGACGAGGCGGUGACUAAGGUAGCUUGUGAUGCCGGUCACGUAAGGUAUCCGAAAUGUUUGGUCAACUAUCCGUACAGAUCACUCGAUGGAUCUUGUAACAAUCUGGAAAGGCCAUUGGACGGCAUUGCACGUGACUGCAUGUUGCGUUUGUUGCGACCCGACUACAAAGACGGGAUCAGUCAAUUUAAAACUUCGGCAGAUGGCUCGCCAUUACCUAAUGCAAGAGUUUUGUCCACUCAUCUAUUUGGUGGUGACGAUCGCAGGCCAUUGUCUGCUCAAUAUACUGAGUUCCAUUCAUUUCUCGGAGAAUUCGUUAUUAGUGACAAUGGCAUGACUUUGACUCAUGAAACUGGAUUAAGGGUAGUUAUUCCAUCAUGUGAUCACGAAAAUAUUCAACGUGUCGAUCAUCCACAAUGUGCAGGUAUUCAUUUACCAUCAAAUGACCCCAUCCAUAAAGUAUUUCCGAAUCAAACGUGUGUUCCAUUCGUCAGAACAAUACCGUGUGCUCGAUGUAGACUCGGACCUCGAAUGCUAUCUAAUUCGGUGACUGCGGCUCAGGACCUAAGUCCUGUGUACGGCGUGUCUACAGAAAUGUCUGAUGCUAGGAGAACAAUGGUUGAUGGUCGACUAAAGUCGCAAGUAAUUAAUGGACACGAAAUAUUUGCUGUGGAAAGGUUCAAUGCCACUGGCAGAUUUCGCUGUUUUGAAGGAGAAUGUGAGCCGUCACCGUUGGACGUAAGAAAUCUUCAAUUCCAGACAGCUCAAAUGUUCGCAUUGUUGUUCCACAGGAACCAUAACAGCCACGCAGGAAGACUGGCGAAAUAUAGACCGGAUUGGAGCGAUGAGCAAAUAUUUCAAGAAGCAAGACGUUGGAACAUCGCUGAGUACCAGCAUUGCAUUUUCAAUGAAUACUUGGAAACGUUGAUCGGACGAGUCCUGUCGUAUAAAUUUGAAAUAUUGCCAAAGUCAAUUGGUCAGUUCAGCGCCUACAAGCCUAAUGCAAAACUGAAAACGGUUAUAGAGUUUCAAUCGACGGCUGGGCGACAUGGUCAUGCUGCUUUAAAUGAAGACAUAAAUAUAAUCGAUCCGAUAACUGGAGAAAAGUCGAAAGUUAAUUUCAGAGAUGCAGCAAAAGCCGAAAGCAUUUUCUACGACGGUCAAGUAGACGGCACUUUUUUGGGCCAAAUAUCGAACCCAUCGUUUGCAACAACAAACAGUAUUCCGUUUAAAACCUUCUUGUUUCACAUGCCCGGGCGGACAUUUGGUAUAGAUUUAGCUGCGUUGGAUGUUCAACGUCAGCGCGAUCAUGGAAUUCCAGGCUACAUUCAUUAUAUCAAAUACUGCCACAAUGUGGUUGUUCGACGCUGGACAGAUUUAUGGCGAUUCAUUCCAGCGGAAGACAUAGAAAAACUCAAGAAAUAUUACAAAAACGUUGAAGACAUCGAUUUAUAUACCGGCGGGCAUUACGAACGCAAAAUAGUUGAUGCGCUUGUCGGUCCCACUUUCGCUUGUAUUAUUGGCAUACAGUUUCACAACGUCAAAUACGGCGACCGAUUUUUCUAUGAACAUGGGAAUCAAGCUGGCUCUUUUAGCAUUAAACAGUUGAACGAAAUUAAAACGAAGACGAGCUUUGCAAGCAUUUUGUGUAAAACAACGAAAUUGGGGAAUGUAUCACGUGAUCCACUGAGGCUACUGUCUAAGACCAAUCAAUUUGUCGAUUGUUCCAAAUUUGUUGACAUCGAUUACCAAUUGGGUGUUGCCAAUCAGUAACAUCCAAUGAAAAUU